Lathyrus sativus (Indian pea) is the source of this 375-nucleotide messenger RNA. The record is from the annotation of a GenBank genome assembly. Lineage: Eukaryota; Viridiplantae; Streptophyta; Magnoliopsida; Fabales; Fabaceae.
AUGGCUUCAAAGCUAACAACAUGCUUUGUGUGCUGGAAUCUCAACACCGACUUCAACUGUAACAACCACCUUCAUAACACUCGUGUAUCGCGUUCUCCGUUUCCGCUCUCUUGCAAAAUGCCACACCGUAUCCUCAGUUUGCAACAGAGAAGACGAUAUCACAAGAGAACUACAUCGCAGCCUUCUAUUCACGGAGCUCCCAAGCCGAAUCAACGUUUAAACUCCGAUCUUAACAAAAAGCUUUCUUUUAAUUCUAAAACUGAUGAUUCUCUGCACAAUUUGAAUAGUCCAAUUCUGUUGCAUGAUAAUAAGUCUACACCAUCGGCCUUGAAUGUAAAUGGUGCUGAGCAGACUGAACAACUUUCUGGUGGUUAA